Messenger RNA from Trichoderma reesei QM6a, 1098 nucleotides. RefSeq lists its product as uncharacterized. The coding region runs from base 1 to 1098 and encodes 365 amino acids. Lineage: Eukaryota; Fungi; Ascomycota; Sordariomycetes; Hypocreales; Hypocreaceae. The transcript is spliced from 3 exons. The record is from RefSeq and is a predicted model, not a curated record.
AUGUUCUCUUUGAAGCGAUUGCAGUCUGCGCUGUUGGGCGCUGGCCUCAUCUAUUCGACUGGCGUCCUAUCUCAUAGCACAGAAAUUGAGACAAGGUCUUUGGAUGAGAUUUACCAGAGUGCGAAGCAUGAGCGCGGCAUCUUGAACGUCUACUUUGGCGGUAGUUGUACGAGCUCGGCUGAGCCAAUGCUCAAUGCUUUCCGUCAACGAUUCCCCGACGUUGCCAUCAACAUCACGGCCGAUUUGUCCAAAUAUGCCGACUCACGUAUCGAUCGAAGCUACAUAGAGGGCAACCCGUUCAUCGACGUUGCCCUCUUGCAGACGGUGCACGACUUUCCUCGAUGGGAUAAACAGCAGCGUCUCUUGCAUUACAAGCCAGCCAACUACAGCGAUAUCAAUCUGGCCAUCAAACACAUUGACGGGGCGUAUCUGCCUGUCAACUACAACCAAUUUGGCCCUUUCUACUAUGAUUCAACCAUUGUCGAGAAGCACCAGGUGCCAAAGACGUAUGCCGACGUCCUGGACCCCUUCUGGAAAGGCAAACUCGUCCUCACUUACCCAAAUGACGAUGACGGCGUCCUGUAUCUCUUCACCCUCAUCAUCGAGCGAUACGGAUUCCAGUGGCUGGACUCUCUGCUCAAACAAGACGUCAUGUGGGUGCGCGGUGCCGCAGCCGCUACAGGCGCAAUCAUCAGCAACCACGCGUCUCGCAAAGGCUCAAGAGUCCUGACGUUCUCUGCACUGGGAGGAUUCACACCAUCGACGUCUUUUCUGCAGGUCUCACAGCCCGAGGCUCCGGAUCAGUUCAUGACUUGGGCUCAACAAGCGGCAAUCUUCGCCUCGACGCCUCGCCCGGAGAGUUCCAAGCUGUUCAUGUCUUUUCUACUGAGCAACGAGUGGCAGAUGACGCUUACGGCGUCCGGUGGCCCGUCUGUUCGAACUUCCUUGACUGGCACGAACAAUGUAUUUGUGGCUAAUAAUACUCAGCCAAGCGGUUAUAUCUCCUUCAUGAGCCGGCGGGAAGAUGUGGAGUGGUGGCGGAUGCAGAUGGAGACUUAUAUCGGACUUGCUAAAGGGCCUGAUCCUGCGUUUGCGUAA